Effrenium voratum is the source of this 1164-nucleotide messenger RNA. The record is from the annotation of a GenBank genome assembly. Lineage: Eukaryota; Dinophyceae; Suessiales; Symbiodiniaceae.
GCAGAAAGCGUAGCUUUGCGCACGGUAGCGCAAUGGAGCUGUUUGUGCCGGUUUCUUUAUCACGCGCCCCUUGCGUGAGGGGAAACUACUCUGUUGGUGGAAGCAGCAGCAGCCGCUGCUACAGCAACAGCACAAGCCAAGGUGCCUACGCAGCAGCCUUGGUGUGUGCUGCGCUGGCAAGCCGACGAAGUGGGCGUUGCCUGCGUGCUGUUGCCACGCGCCAGCCAAUGGAGAGGGGCGAGGUGCUACCUGCACAGCCUGUGCCAGAAGGCAUUCCGGCGCCUCCUUAUGUGUCCGACCCCGACAAAGUUCGAGGAUGGUGGAACUCGCAAAUCGCGCGGAAGUCGGAUGAAGAUGUGGAAGCCAUGCGCCGUGCAGGGAAGCUGGCACAUUCAGCUUUGGACCUGGCUGAGCAGUUGAUCCAGCCUGGCAUUACCACUGAGGAGAUGGACAAAGAAUUGCACGCCUUCAUUUGUGAUCAUGGAGCCUACCCAAGCGACCUGCAGUACAAAGGCUUUCCCAAGAGCGUCAUGAUCAGCAUCAACGAAGUCAUUUGUCACGGCAUCCCAGACACGCGGGCGCUGGAGGAUGGCGACCUGGUGAACGUGGAUGUCACCCUGUACCUCGGGGGCUUUCAUGCUGACACCGCGCGCUCCUGGAUCUGCGGAAAAGGAGAUGCCACAGGUGACCGGUUGGUGGCUGCAACACGGGAGGCCUUGGAUUCUGCGAUCGGAGUUUGUCGAGCUGGGGCUCCACUGAAAGCCAUCGGCGAUGCGGUGGCUGAGGUUGCUGAACGUGAAGAUUUCGGCAUCGUGAAGACGUUGGUGGGCCACGGAAUUGGCGAAUUCUUCCAUGGGGUGCCACAGAUAUUUCACUGCCGCAACAGUGACAACAGGAAGAUGGAGGAGGGCACCACCUUCACCAUCGAGCCCGUGCUCACGGAAGGAGCGGCCGAGUGGGUGACCUGGGACGAUGGAUGGACGGUCGCAACCAAAGAUGGCGGGCGCGCUGCCCAGUUUGAGCACACGAUUCUGAUCACUGCUGAUGGCUGCAAGGUGCUGACAUAGAUCACCUUCAGAUGGAGGUACGAGUGAGAGCCUCGUCAUUUUUCGCACAUUUCCUGAUUCUUCAAGGUGCAGGCACCUGCAAAGCUGCAGAUAGAAA